Molecule: messenger RNA, 1450 nt
Organism: Cucurbita moschata (crookneck pumpkin)
Lineage: Eukaryota; Viridiplantae; Streptophyta; Magnoliopsida; Cucurbitales; Cucurbitaceae
Product: putative septum site-determining protein minD homolog, chloroplastic
Exons: 2
Coding region: 106-1077 (323 amino acids)
Biological process (GO): negative regulation of cell division
Cellular component (GO): cytosol; cytoplasmic side of plasma membrane
Molecular function (GO): ATP binding; ATP hydrolysis activity
Source: RefSeq, a predicted model, not a curated record
CAGUCUCUGUCGCAGAGGAACAUUCAGUCUUCCACUUCCAGUGUCUCAAAGUGAUCAAAUCCUUACUGUUGGGGUUGGUAUGCCCUAAUUCUUGCGUUCAGAACAAUGCGAAUCCUUCACCUUCUUCCCAAUCCAUUCAUCUUCAAUCCCUUCCAUUCCAAAGCCUUCCCAAUCCGCAACCCUAAAUCCUUCCCCAAAUCCCUCUCUUCCACCCCCGUUAAAUCCGUCCUUCAAUGGAAUCGGAAGCCGGAGCUCGCCGGUGACACUCCCCGCGUCGUCGUCAUCACCUCUGGUAAAGGCGGCGUUGGCAAGACCACAACCACUGCCAAUGUCGGCAUUUCCCUGGCCCGUCUUGGCUUCUCUGUUGUGGCCAUUGAUGCGGACGUUGGCCUCCGGAAUCUCGACCUUCUCUUAGGGCUUGAGAAUCGUGUCAAUUACACGGUUGUUGAGGUUCUCAAUGGGGAUUGCCGGUUGGAUCAGGCUUUGGUGAGGGAUAAACGAUGGUCGAAUUUUGAAUUGCUUUGUAUUUCGAAGCCUAGGUCGAAAUUACCGAUUGGUUUUGGUGGGAAAGCAUUGGUUUGGCUUGUGGAUGCGCUAAAAGCUAGACAAGAAGGUUGUCCGGAUUUCAUCAUUAUCGACUGUCCGGCUGGAAUUGACGCCGGAUUCAUUACCGCCAUUACACCUGCUAAUGAGGCGAUUCUUGUAACGACGCCGGAUAUUACGAGCUUGAGAGACGCCGAUAGGGUGACGGGAUUGCUUGAAUGUGAUGGAAUUCGAGAUAUUAAGAUGAUGGUGAAUCGGGUUCGGACUGAUAUGAUCAAGGGGGAGGAUAUGAUGUCUGUGCUAGACGUACAAGAGAUGUUGGGGUUGGCUUUAUUGGGUGCAAUCCCUGAGGAUUCAGAGGUAAUUCGUAGCACAAACAGAGGGUACCCUCUGGUGUUGAACAAGCCACCCACAUUGGCGGGUUUGGCCUUUGAGCAGGCAGCUUGGAGGCUUGUUGAACAUGACAGUAUGACGGCUGUGAUGGUCGAAGAGGAGCCGAAGAAACGAGGUUUUUUCUCGUUCUUCGGUGUCUAAGAGAUCAAAUUCUCUGAGACAAAGGUUGUGUAGAUCUUAAGGGGCCAUGUAUAAAGUGGAGUAGGAAGAAUUUUGGUAGUGUUAGAAGAGCAGCCGGACCUGCUACUACUUGUUCAACAGGAGAUGCCACGGAGAGAUUGGAAUCCUGGUGUUAUGAAACUGUUUGAAAUUGUCAUCUCUUUCCACAGAGUUCACAGGAAACCCAAUAAGUAAUAACGAUCUAUACUCCUGAAUUUCACUUAAACCAUAGUCAGGUAACUUUAUUAGAUCGGUAAUGUCGAGUAAAUGAUGGAUGAAUGUUGUUUGUGAGAUUUAUGGUUAGAUGCAGGUAUCUUAUGAGUGAACAAGACUGUUUUUGUUGGUGCUGCUAGAU